Messenger RNA from Caenorhabditis remanei, 1122 nucleotides. RefSeq lists its product as uncharacterized. The record is from RefSeq and is a predicted model, not a curated record. Bases 1 to 1122 code for a protein of 373 amino acids. Lineage: Eukaryota; Metazoa; Nematoda; Chromadorea; Rhabditida; Rhabditidae. The transcript has 2 exons.
AUGACGACUGCAUUUCCUCUUCUCCGUCUUCCGUACCUUGUACUUAUGUCUGUCUUGGAACAAAUGGCACUUCUGGAUAGAAUUGCACUUUUGAUUCUCUCCAAACGAGCCAGAAUGUUCUUGAAACUUCUCAAAAUGAAGUGUGAGCAUAUCAAUUUCAGACUGCAGGGGGACAGAGUCGUGAUGAUAGUGUUUUUUGACAAUAGUGAAGAAUUGAAAGUGGAUAUGUAUGUCAAUGAACAUCCACAAAUAAGUUUGCAUUAUAACUAUUCCAUCGCUUGGUGGCCUGGUCCACUAUCUCCAAUGGACUACGUCCUGUCGAUUAUGGACGUCACUCACUGCAACUCGAUUAAGCAGCUCACAGUCGGUAGAGUAUCUGAAUACGACACUCUUCCACUCCUCGCAAAACUUCCAAAGAUUAAUGAAGUCAUUGUUGAGGAUUUCACUAUGUACAGCUUACCUCCGGACUCACUUCUUCAAGAAGCUUUGAGAAUAGUUUUGCCAGUGUCUUCAGCAGUCACUUUUUCCGCUUAUGCCAAUACACCCAAAUGCCUUCGAGAAAUUUUCAAAGGGAAUCUUGACGCGGUGACUGUAAGAAAAUAUAUGUUUGACUUCAUGCCAAAUCGCGCCAUACAGUUAUCUUUCAACGAUUUGAGGACAACAAACGCUAAAAUGCUCUCGCUUCCUUGCACUGUCUUCAAAGUAAAAAACCUAAACCGCUAUUUCAAGUUGUGGAAGAAGAAGAAAUGUAAUCCUCGACUGGAAUACUUGGAAGUGGCGACAGGGAGAUGGGUUGAAUAUAUAAAAAUAAAGCCACUUCUGAAAGGACUCAACGCUGUUCAAAUGCCCAUUAGAACAGAUAGAACAUUCCGGGUUUUGGGGAAUAUAAAACAAUUCAAUUCGGAUGACUCGAAUGAGGAGAUUACUAGUGAGUUUGAUAUAACAAGAACCGACGGGAGACGAGCAACAAUCAGAAUUUCUUAUUAUGGAACCAUUUGUUUCUACGUUUGGCCAGAAUCUACUAAUGAGACAACGAAUAUUGAGCCAAAUCAGUCAUCAUUCACGCGUGUAUUUUCUCGAGUUUCUACUUUUUACAAUUCAUGUGUUGAACGGUUCAAAUAA